Molecule: messenger RNA, 5254 nt
Organism: Colletotrichum scovillei
Lineage: Eukaryota; Fungi; Ascomycota; Sordariomycetes; Glomerellales; Glomerellaceae
Exons: 6
Coding region: 1026-3989 (987 amino acids)
Biological process (GO): post-transcriptional regulation of gene expression
Cellular component (GO): cytoplasm
Molecular function (GO): mRNA binding
Source: RefSeq, a predicted model, not a curated record
GGUUUCCUACCCAGUUCUCUUUCUGUACACCAUCUCGUGUGUCCGUGUAUUCCAAAACCCUCUUCAACUUGUCGCUCCUGGCUCUCCAGGGCGCGGCGUGUGAAUUUUAUCUGAGUGUAUACUCUGUACUGCACCGGGGAAGAAUACCACGGGAGAAAAAAACCCAGGUACGUUCCAGUUCUUUUGUUCUCUUUGUGCUUGGCCGGUCGCCGUAUCACACCCGCAUCUAUGUGUGGUAGAGCUCUGCGAUUGUGGGAGCAACUGCGCCGUGGCGGCAAGAAACACAUUACACACAACGCAAACACGAGGAGAGAGAGAGAGAACCAGAGAGGAAACAACACUUGCGGCUGCCCUUUGUGCCGUUAUGCCACCAAACCAGCGAGUCAACUCAGUCGGACAUGGUAAUGCGCUCCCAGAGGCUUCUCGACAUCCCAAAGCACAACAUCCCAGAGCUGGAUGCCAGGCCCGAACGGAAAGGGGAAGAAGAGGUAGGGAUGCUCGGCAGAAGCUGGAGAGGCAACGACAACGGCAGUGACGGUUUCGGACCGCGAUCUAGAGGCCCAAGAAGAGACAGGAGUUGCAAGGCGAGACAUUCGAGUCUCACUCGGGCUGCUCAGCUUCAGCUGUUGCCAUGCGUCCACUGCCAUCAUUCUCCUUGUCUCUUCAGCGCUUCACCGACUGCCGCCCGCAUUUGGAGAAGGCCAGGACCAAGACCAGGACCAAGAGGGAACCCCCGGACCAGCACCACCAAACUUCGCCAGUUCCGCACCCCGCCUCCAAUUUCCCUUGUUUCCAGAAUCACGAAACUCUCGCUCUGUUCUGUUGUUUCUUGCCGCCAUGGGCGUCACACGCAACCUGAUCUACCACAUUCUUUGAUGCUGCCGCCGCUGCCUUUUUCGCCGCAACAAAACCCUCUACAUGUUCAUGUCGCUGACCGUCGGCCCUGCUUGAUGCCAGCAGUAUAUAGAAACCGCAGCCACUAGGCCUCUUUGCGCCGUGUACGAAUUGUUGGAAUAAGCCGAACCAUGGACGAGCUGCGCUUCCGAUCUCAACAGUCGCCCCGUAACGAGUCCACGAUGAACACACUUGUCUCACCUCCGCGGAACGGCCGCCUCCCGCAGCCUGUUCAGGCCCACGAUGGGCGAGGUGCCCUGCCUCGCCGCUUCACCACGGAUUCGGGGCGUGUACCAACAUUGUCUUCAAUCACCGGUCAGCGCGGCCCUGACCUUGCUGGCCCUGAUUAUAACAACACUUUCCACAAAGUUCAAUUGAUCGAGAAGAAAAAGAUCGAAUAUGAGAGACUGCGCGAGCAGAGACGUCGCUUCGAGAUGGAGAUGCAGAAGCUGGAGCAGGCCCAGCGUCGCGAAGAGAUGGAGCUUGCGAAGAUGCAAGACGACCUCCGCCAGGGCCACCAGUCGGAGCCUACGACGCCCCCCGAAUACCACGAAUCGUCCGGCUUCCCCACGAUGUUCUCGCGUCCCAACCGCUACUCGACUUCGAGCUUGACCUCGCCUCCCGGUCUCUUCAACCGCCCCGGGCGCUCGGGCUCGCAGCUCACUUCGCCGCACUCCACGGUGAUGCAGUCCCGCUUCACCUUUGACGACCAUUUGCCUUCCCGAUCCGUGCCGGGAUCUCGCAGAAACAGCGAUGAGGACGAGAAGGAGGAGGCAGUUCGCCAAGAUCCGACUAGUCAUCGAUCUUCCAACGCCUACAACCGCUACUCGAUGCCAGUCACGCGCUCUCGCACUGGUCUCUACGGCGCCGACCUCGACCAGACUGGCACUGCUCGCUUCCUCUUUGGCGAGGAGGACGCUUCUGGCGAGAACAAGUAUGGCCAGGCCAACGGCGACGACAACUUCCCUACUCUGGUUCGCCAGAACGAUCAAAUGAGCUUGUCUGCUAUCAACACGUCUUCGCUCAACGGAGCUUCAUCUUCUGGAGAAAUCGGCAAGCGUUCCUCAGUCCGCCACUCGCUCGACUUGAAGUUCUUCCCGGACGCUCCCUCCGACAACCAGGCUUCCAUCGUCUCUCCUCCCGGCAACCACCCCGGUAACCACAUCAUGGCUACUCCUCCCAAGUUGCAGAGCUCCUUCUCUGCAAACGAUGUGCCUACCGUCAAGAGCACUGCCAACGGCGGCCCUGUCACCAACAACCACGCCCAGCAGCAUUUCCACAACCAUAAUGCCAGCAUCGGUCGCAUUCCCGCUGGCGCUGUCCCCGGCCGCCAUAGCCGUGAGCUGUCCAACGACAACACCAUGGGCGGCCCUCGCGAGCAGGCUGGUUCUUACCCUUCCAUCCAGUCGGCUCUUCAGGCCAAUGCCGCUCCUUUCGGUCCUGGUGCUCCAGGUCAAGGCUUCCCUCACACCUCUCAGGGCAACCAGACUCCCAACGGUACUGCCACUGCUGGUCCGAACAACGGCUACGGUGGAUUCUACCCGAGCGGCUACGUCUCGCCCAACAACAACGGCGGCCCUCCCCCCGCCUCUGGCCCUGGCCCCUACGGCGUCCCUCUCUUGGCCAUGAGCAUGCAGAACAUGAACCUCAAUGGCAACAACAACAUGUACCCUGCUCAGAACUACGCUGGCUAUGGCGCUCUGUACAACCCUCAGCCUCAGCCCCGUGAUAGCCAGGCUCGUGUCAUUCAACAUCGCCGCCAGAUGGACAAUGAAGCCAUGUCGCGCUACAACGGCCUCGCUCUUGAGAACGUUGGUGGCCAGAUCUAUGACCUUUGCAAGGACCAGCACGGCUGCCGCUAUCUGCAAAAGAAGCUCGAGGAGCGCAACCCGGAGCAGGUCCACAUGAUCUGGCUUGAGACCAACCAGCACGUCAUUGAGCUCAUGACUGAUCCUUUUGGCAAUUAUCUUUGCCAGAAGCUGCUGGAGUACUGCAACGACGAUGAGCGCACUGUGCUCAUUCAGAAUGCCGCCGUCGACAUGGUUCGCAUCGCCCUCAACCAGCACGGCACCCGUGCUCUUCAGAAGAUGAUUGAGUUUGUUACUACUCCGACCCAAAUUGAGAUGAUCAUCAACGCUCUUCGCUUCCAGGUCGUUGAGCUUAUCCAGGACCUCAACGGCAACCAUGUCAUCCAGAAGUGUCUCAACAAGCUCAGCGCUCAGGAUGCUCAGUUCAUCUUCGACGCUGUCGGCACCAACUGCGUUGAUGUUGGCACUCACCGUCACGGUUGCUGCGUUCUCCAGCGCUGCAUUGAUCAUGCGUCUGGAGAGCAGAAGGUCUGGCUGAUUGCCAAGAUCACCGAGCACGCUCCGAUCCUUGUUCAGGAUCCCUUUGGCAACUAUGUUGUCCAGUACAUCAUCGACCUGAACGAGCCCUCCUUCACUGAGCCGAUUGUGCGUAUGUUCCAGAACCGCAUCGGCCAGCUCUCCCGCCACAAGUUCAGCUCCAACGUCAUCGAGAAGUGCCUUCGUUGCUCCCAGGAGCCUUCCCGCGAGAUGAUUGUCGACGAACUCCUGAACCCCGGCGAGAUCGAGAGACUGCUCCGUGACUCGUAUGCCAACUACGUCAUCCAGACCGCCCUCGAGUACGCUCCUCCUGCCAGCAAGUACCGCUUGGUGGACGCCAUCCGCCCCAUCUUGCCUUCCAUUCGGUCCACUCCCUAUGGCCGUCGCAUUCAGGCCAAGAUCCAGGCCUUUGAGGGACGUGGCAGUGCUACCUCGAGCGGUCAGGUUACUCCCGCGGAUCCCACUCAAGGCCAGAUUCCCCUGCGUCCCGGCCACAACCGCGCCAUGUCUAACAAUACCUCCAUCAUCGCCCCUGGCGGUGCCUUUGGCAAUGGUCUGAAUGGUGGUCUCAACGGCGGUGGCAUGGCUCCUCGUGGCAACCAGGCCAACUACCCCACGACCAACAACGUCACUGUUCCGCCCCCCGCUCCCCAGAACCAGCGCGUCCAGCAGUUUGGCUUCAAUGGCCAGCGGCGCACCAACGGUGGCGCCCCCGCUGACGCCGCUGCGGGCGAGUCUCAGUGGCUGUAAUUGUAUUCGACGCGUUGUCGACCAUUUCAGCCCGUUGAGAUUCGGUUCCAAUGGUGCGAAAUGUUGCCCGGGCAUUCGACAACGAACAUAAUGGUGGCAUGAUGCUUUCCGCGUAACGGUUUUCUUUCGACACAGCACGGCGGCUACGCAGCAACGACUUGACGAUCUUUUUCCUUUUCCCUGUCUGUGCAAACACCACAAAUCAUCCUCCAACCAACAUACAACACCGCAAUCCACCCAACCUCUUCAUCCGUCGAGCACGGCGGUCCUUGCAUCCGGUUGCAAGGCCUGCUUUGUGUGUACACUAUGGAUUCGGGCAGCGCAUCAGUGCCCACCCUUCGGCAUUUGCAGCGCAGACAUAAGAAUCGCAUUCUGCUUCUCGGCAGCCGUCACCAGAUCGGGCGGAGCCUUCAAUAGGGCUUGUACUUGAUUCGAUGCCAACAUCGACAUAGACGAACGCUUUCCUUGCUUUCAGUUUCUUUUGUUUUUUCGCCGCGAUUUCUUACUUCCGUCACUUUUUUCUUCAUUCUCGACGCUCGUUCGCCAGGGUCAACUAGUGACCCUUGGCAUCAUGAUUGGAUCGGACUCACGACAACAACAUUGGCAUAAUUCCUUUGACGAUACGCCAGUCACGAAGCUGAUCAUGAGACGCGCAACGAUUUCGGGAAGACUUGAGUUUCUUCCCUUACGAACGAUGGCAUCUCGGUGUACUACGGGCCACCUUAGCCUUGCGUACCUCCACUCGAACGUUUCUACGACCCACGGAACGGUCCGACAAGAUUAUACAGGAGAUACCUGACUGCGCACGCAUUGCAUAGGGGCCAACACUGGGACAUGACAGCAUCGGAGACAGUUUUUUUUCUUCUUCAUUUUUCUUUUUCUUCUUCUCGCAUGCAGUUGGCACGUCGUUUCACACUUUCAACAUGGAUCGCUCAGUAUGACACCCAGACCUCUCAUGGCUUAUCUGAAUUGGGAGAAUACAACAUCAACAAGACGGGGAUAUCCAUCAAGAGCUCAUGGGCUCUCGUAUGUUUGGGGGGUUUCUGGAGAGAUUCGAUUUGGCCUUCUGGAGAUUGGAGAAGGUUUCCUGUGUGUGUAAGAGAACUCUAGGGAUGAAAAUUGGGCGUUACUUUUUGCUUUUUCUGGCCGGCGGAGAACAAGACGUGUUUGGUGAGGCUCUUGGCUCGACUUGCUCUUAUGCUUCUCAGCAAAUGCCCACGACACACCCUCCGACCGCGCGCAUGUAACUAGGCAGAUAAUUCGAG